AUGGCGGAAUCAGAGCUCAAAGAGUUCUUCACCUCUGGCGAAAAGGGUCUCGAGCCCGAUGUCCUCUCUGAGCUGCAGUCGAUCAUGCGACUGCAUGAGCUGUCUGCCGAGGACCUCUUCUACAAAUGGGAGUCUUUCUGCAUCAAGAUGGAUAUGGAUGCCAUGAACCCCGACAUCGUGCAUGUGCGCAACUUUAAAAAGGACAUCCAGGAUGCAUUGGAGAAGAGCAACCAGCAGCAGACAUACAUCAAGACAGAGAAGCGCAGCCACGGCACUCCCCGUUCUGGCAGAGGCGGCGAUGUCUUCGGCAUGCUCGAUGGAUUGGUGCCGAGCACGCCUAGGUCAGGGAAAUUGAACAAACCGAACAGCCUGCGGAAAAGCGCCCAUGAGACACCGACCAUGUCGCGUGUUAAGGCGGAGGUUCCCUCCAGCUCGCCGGACUACAAGGGGGCGUCCAAGAUGGAGGAGCAGUUGAACUCCAUGCAGCCUCCAAGCUCCUUCAACGACCGACACAACGCUGGCGAGAUCGUUGAAGUGCUGAACGACCACCUCGACGCCCCCGAACCACCGAUAUGCCCGUACUCGGAACCUCGCAUCAAGCUGACGGCAGCCUCCGACCAGAAGAAGCUUGGUUACAAACCGCUGGCUAUGAAGCUGUCCGAGGCGUCCGAGAUACUCGACGACAGGAUAGACGAGUUCAUGCAUAUUGUCCAGGAGUACCACAAGCUAGACUUUUCAGAGUUUGGCAAUGCAGCGAAUCAGAGCACCACUGAGGUGAUUGCCGUCGGGCGUAUCGCCUCAGACGCCCCGGAGGGCAAGCUCAAUGCAGCGUCGCUGGUGUUAGAGAUGUCAAGACGGGUAGGCGGUGGCCUGAGGAUUCCCCUGAACAUGCGAAACAAGGGAUACAGCUUCUUCCCUGGUCAAGUCGUGGCCCUCAAGGGCAUCAACACAUCGGGAAACGAGUUCGUAGUCGAGGAAGUCCUCGAAGUACCACUGCUUCCGAACGCUGCUUCAACACCAGCCGCCCUGAUCGCACACCGCGAGAAACUCCGAGGGGACCCGGACGCCAUGGAUACAGACUCAGAACCCGCCCCCCUGAACAUCAUUUACGUCUCAGGCCCGUACACAGCAGACGAUAACCUGGACUUUGAGCCACUACAAGCUCUGUGUGACCAGGCGGCCGACAAAUACGCGGAUGCUCUUGUCAUGACAGGGCCUUUCAUUGACAGCGAGCAUCCUCUGAUUGCCACGGGCGACUUUGAUCUCCCGGAGGAAGCGGCUAUCGACCCGGACAGCGCCACGAUGUCGGCCGUCUUCAAGUAUAUGUUCUCCCCCGCUCUGAAUCGUCUCGUCUCCGCCAACCCUAGUAUCACCGUCCUCCUUGUGCCCUCGGUACGCGACGUCAUAGACAAGCAUGUCUCGUGGCCGCAAGACUCCGUCUUGAAGAAGGAGCUGGGGCUCCCUAAAACGGCGAGGAUUGUCACCAACCCCAUGACGCUGUCGAUGAAUGAGAUGGUCAUGGGUAUAUCGUCACAGGACAUCCUCUGGCAGCUGCGGCAUGAGGAACUAGUCGGCGGCCGUCCCUCGGACCCGUCAUUAUUGUCGAGACUCAGCAGGCACAUGCUCGAGCAGAGGCAUUUCUUCCCGUUGUUCCCGCCGACGGACCGCCCCAAGCUGCCCAAGACGGGGACAGAAGAGGGCAUACCCCCGGGCGCCAUGCUGGACCUCAGCUACUUGAAGCUGGGCGAGAUGGUCAACGUUCGGCCUGACGUACUGGUCGUGCCCAGCUUUCUUCCUCCGUUCGCCAAGGUCAGUGCCGUCUCUUUGCCACUGCACUCAUCACUGACAUUUGGCAAUCCACAGGUCGUCGAGAGUGUACUAGUUAUCAACCCCGGCUACCUGUCCAAGAGGCGCGGCGCCGGCACGUACGCGCAGCUGACGCUCUUCCCGCCAAAGGCCGAGGCAGGCCAGGCAGAAACAAUGGUUAGCCACGGAGUGUUCGAGCGCGCGCGAGUGGAGAUCAAGAGGAUCUGA
This is a messenger RNA of Colletotrichum higginsianum IMI 349063, 2034 nucleotides long. Its product is annotated as DNA polymerase alpha subunit B. Bases 1 to 2034 code for a protein of 677 amino acids. Gene Ontology annotation, cellular component: alpha DNA polymerase:primase complex. Gene Ontology annotation, molecular function: DNA binding. NCBI's taxonomy places the organism in Eukaryota, Fungi, Ascomycota, Sordariomycetes, Glomerellales, Glomerellaceae. The transcript has 2 exons. The record is from RefSeq and is a predicted model, not a curated record. Gene Ontology annotation, biological process: DNA replication initiation; DNA replication.